Messenger RNA from Sinocyclocheilus grahami, 744 nucleotides. Its product is annotated as bcl-2-like protein 15. The coding region runs from base 20 to 472 and encodes 150 amino acids. NCBI's taxonomy places the organism in Eukaryota, Metazoa, Chordata, Actinopteri, Cypriniformes, Cyprinidae. The record is from RefSeq and is a predicted model, not a curated record. Gene Ontology annotation, biological process: regulation of apoptotic process. The transcript is spliced from 3 exons.
UGUAACACCGGUAAACGCGAUGGCGGCAGCUGGCAUUCAGAAACAAACAUAUCACGUCAUACACUGCCUAUUACAAAAUGAGCGAGAUGUUGAUAUGGUGGAGACUGAUGGUCCUGAAGAUGAGAACUCAUUUGACCCUGUAAAAAUAGCCCAUAAGCUCAGGGAACUGGGUGACGAUUAUGAUGAGAAAGUGAUCCAGCCGCUGAUGAAGAAUGUACAGGGAGCUGCAGCCGAUCAGGUGGUGACUGUGUUUAGUGAUAGCGUGGACAGCUUGUGUAAGAUGUGGGUUGUGGAAAGAGCAGAAGUGGCCUCAGAGAAGCAGCUCCUCAAGGCUGCCAUCACACUGGGACUCUUUAUGAAGAAAAAUUGCCCUGCCAUGACGAAUGUAGUUGAGGUCGCUAUGAUGGGAUUCGUAAACAACCGUCUAACAAACUGGAUUGCAGAGCAAGGGGGCUGGGUAAGAAUACUUUAAUCAAAUUUGCUUUAACCACUUCCUUUAUGUAGUCCAAGACCAAGAGGCUUGAGUAUGUCUUCAGAAGGAUUCGUCUGCUCACAUAGAGAUCACUUUCAAACCAAGCAGCUUUUCUAAUGGUCAACGUGGCAAAGUCAUGUGACCAACUUGAACAUGAGCGAAAUCUGCACUGGGAACUUUUCGCCCUCAUUCGAAACUCCCAUUCGCACUGAUUACUACUGAAAUUAAUGGAAUUUCGCAGAGCAAUGGUAAAUGUGACCCCAUAUUAAAAG